Messenger RNA from Morone saxatilis (striped sea-bass), 3601 nucleotides. It is a transcript of the gene mapk14b, whose product is annotated as mitogen-activated protein kinase 14b. NCBI's taxonomy places the organism in Eukaryota, Metazoa, Chordata, Actinopteri, Moronidae. Gene Ontology annotation, biological process: protein phosphorylation; intracellular signal transduction. Gene Ontology annotation, cellular component: cytoplasm; nucleus. The record is from RefSeq and is a predicted model, not a curated record. Gene Ontology annotation, molecular function: MAP kinase activity; ATP binding. The transcript has 12 exons. Bases 367 to 1452 code for a protein of 361 amino acids.
GGACGUACGCGUUCACGUCUGCGCGCGCCUCAGCCCAGCGAACAGAACGGGGCGAAACAUUUCAACGAAAGCUCGUCCAGACUGAGCUUCCUGACCCGACCGAGCGCGGUUUCUAGAGGAAGUUGUCUCCAAGCCCCCCGGCGUGCACGGAGAGGAGGGGGUUUUCUCUUUUGCACAGCUGCACCGAAUUCUGCACGACAAGGGCGGCCGAAGUUUUCAGGACCGUCUCCGGGUUGAGUUUUUUCUUCUAGCAGGGAGCAGCUGCACCACACACACCGUCGUGCCACACGGGGAGGAGAGGAGAGAGAGAGGGCAGAAGUUUCCGCUGCCUUGUUUUGUCACUGCGCGGCUGGUAAAUCCGCAGGAAUGUCGCAGAAGGAGAGACCCACUUUCUACCGACAGGAGCUCAACAAAACCGUGUGGGAGGUCCCGGAGCGGUACCAGCACUUAUCCCCCGUCGGCUCCGGUGCUUACGGAUCCGUAUGCUCAGCGUACGAUGUGAAAUCAUGCCUGAAAGUAGCAGUGAAGAAGUUGUCCAGACCCUUCCAGUCCAUUAUCCACGCAAAGAGAACCUACAGAGAGCUGCGGCUGCUCAAACACAUGAAACACGAGAAUGUGAUUGGACUGUUAGAUGUUUUCACGCCAGGAACAAGCUUAGAGGAGUUCAAUGAUGUGUACUUGGUGACCCACCUAAUGGGUGCAGACCUCAACAACAUCGUCAAGUGUCAGAAGCUGACUGACGACCACGUCCAGUUCCUCAUCUACCAGAUUCUCAGAGGCUUAAAGUACAUCCAUUCUGCAGACAUCAUCCACAGAGACUUGAAGCCCAGUAAUCUGGCUGUGAAUGAAGACUGUGAGCUCAAGAUCCUGGACUUUGGUUUGGCACGGCACACAGAUGAUGAAAUGACAGGCUAUGUAGCCACCCGGUGGUACCGAGCCCCAGAGAUCAUGCUCAACUGGAUGCACUACAACAUGACAGUGGAUAUCUGGUCGGUGGGCUGCAUCAUGGCUGAACUACUUACUGGACGGACGCUCUUCCCUGGCACAGACCACAUUGAUCAGUUGAAGCUUAUAAUGAUGCUGGUUGGAACCCCAGGGCCCGAGCUCUUGAUGAAAAUCUCUUCGGAGUCUGCAAGGAACUACAUUAACUCACUUCCCCACAUGCCCAAGAGGAACUUUGCUGAUGUGUUUAUUGGUGCCAACCCUCUUGCGGUGGACUUGCUGGAGAAAAUGCUGGUGUUGGACACAGACAAGCGGAUCACAGCAUCUGAGGCUCUGGCACACCCGUACUUUGCCCAGUACCACGAUCCAGACGACGAGCCUGAAGCGGAGCCUUACGACCAGAGUUUCGAAAGCCGUGAGCUGGAAAUUGAGGAAUGGAAAAGGUUAACCUAUGAGGAGGUACUCAGCUUCGAGCCACCGUCGUUCGACGGAGACGAGAUGGAAUCCUGAGGAGAAGGAGGAGACACCUUUUCUUCCAUCUUUUGUUUUCCAAGAAACACUCUUUAAAGACUAUCAGUCUCAUGUGACUAUCCACCACUUUCCUCACACACUCGCACAACCAUGACAUUCAAGUGCCUGCCGUCAUUCAUCUCUGGGGGACGUCGCGUUAUCAGGGAUAAAACUUGACAUCCUAUUCCUUCCGUCCCCCACUUUGCUGUUUUUGUUACCCUCCAUCCCAACGCGCUGAGGCAGACUUUAAUUCUCCUUAUAUUUUUAGUGAGCUUUUACCUCCAGACAUUUGUGGUUUAUAUUGAUCCUCUCUUUGAUUCAGAAAACUAGAAAUGACAUGUCAGUAUCUUAAAGAAAAUUGGAGAAAUUGAACCGCUAAUGUGUAUUUUAUACAAUUGUACUACUUACCAGUAAUUAAUAUUCAAGGAAAAAAGAUUGGGUUGAAUAGUUUCAAAUUGUGGUGUGUCUAUCUUCCACAUAUCCAAAUUAAAUGUUAUUUCUAUCAAUGCAUAGAACAUUGUAUAUAUGACAAACAGUAUUUGUACUAAGUACUUUAGUCAAACCAGUUACCGUAUUUGUGUAAUAGUCAUAAUCGCUGAGUCACACUUCAGCCGCCCCUCUGACAGUAUGAAUUUUAUUACUCAAGUUUAGCCUAAAAUGGCAUAUAAAAAGAUAUAGUAUGUAAUUGAAUACAAGUAUGUAUUGCAUAGGUUAAAAAUCUGUAAAAUAUUCACUCUACAUGGAAAAUUCAGUACUUCAUAUUUCUUAUUGUUGGAUAUGGAGGCUUACAGUGUCCCUCUCAACCAAAACAUGAGUUUAAAGAGUAUGCUUAUGUAUCCAUUUCACCUACUUAACAUUUGUUUCGUUUCCAAUCCUUUUCUCCCAUAUCAAUUCGUCUUUUCAGCACUUCUGAUCUGUUGUUUCACAGGAAUGUUUCAGUCACCAUUAUCGCAACCUACAGUACCACAUACGCAUGAUGAAGCCAGAUUUAGCUUAUUAGUUUAUUGAAAUGUGAUGUUUCCCACCACAACACCAACUGACAAUGUACUUUAAUCAUAUUGCAUUUAUAAAACACAGUACUAUUAAUGUUUAUUGAAUGUUGGGGGCGCCAGUUUGCCUCAUAUUUAUGAUCUUUUGUUAUGUUGUUUGUAUAUCGAUGUAAAAGAGAAUAUUAUUUGUCAGAAUUUAAGGUUCUUUUUAUUAUUUAUAGAGAGCUUACUAUAUCAGAAACCAAAUGUACCAUCCAUAAUCUCAAACGUCAGUUAGGCCGCAGUGACUGCAGUAGCUUGUGUAUCAGAGUCAACAAUAUGAAUCAUCUAGUUUUAAAUCAGUUCAAACAACUCUGCUCAUUUUGCAGUUGUUUCAGUUCGUUCUUUUCUGGGAUUUCUGAGUUUUGAGUUUAAAUUUGUUCUUGAACAUUUAUUUAUCUUGUUGUGUUCCAGAGGUACUGCCCUCCAAAAGUAUCCUAUUGUCAAAGAAUUUCAAUAGACAGUGCAGAAAUUAAAAGCAAAAUAUGUAUUACAAGUAUGUCAACAUUUUGUAUUGACAUACAAACCACUAAACAGUAGACUCCUAGUUCGUUUUUCUUUUUCCAUUAAGCAUUUUAGGAGUCGGAUUACAGUUAUAUGUGACAUACAAGCUAUAUCCACAGUUGCUCUGGCUGAUGUCAAACAAUAUCAGUGUCUUUACUAUUUCAUUUGCAACUGCUUGUUUUCAUGUAGGGCUUUUUCUAAUGUAUUAUUUUAUUCUUUGUGUGUGAAAUCAAGAUUUGAUGUUACUCCCUGAUUCUGUAAUAUUGAUUGUUUUUUGAGUAAUGCUAGAACUAUAUUUGUCAUUCAUCUGAAUAAUUUAGCAGGGCACAUGUAUGUGGGAAAGAGUGUACGUUUACUCACUGGAUGCUGAAGGGCAAUGCUGAAUCCUCAUUCUUUGUAGUUUUUUUUUUUUGUUUUUUUUUAAACUGCAUAAAUUAGAUUAUUUAUCUUGUCCAUAUCCCAAUGUCACUAGUUAAUUUGGUCAUUGGUUCUGCUUUCUUUGCCUGAGAUGUGUUCAUAUCUUUUUACUGUGUUCUUUACCACAUGUACCAAGACAGCAUGUCACCUGUAAAUACCAACAUUAGAAAAUAAAGGCUACUAUUUUUCAAACCUGUUAA